This is a messenger RNA of Meloidogyne enterolobii, 183 nucleotides long. NCBI's taxonomy places the organism in Eukaryota, Metazoa, Nematoda, Chromadorea, Rhabditida, Meloidogynidae. The record is from the annotation of a GenBank genome assembly.
AUGAAUUUAAUUGUGAUCCCUUCAACAGCAUUUCGUCUUUCAUCUGAAUGUCCCCAAUGGCCGAAUCCUUUGUACAGGAACAAUGCAGUGUUGGGCACUGAAUUAAUCAGAAUUCAAUGUAUAACAUGUCAGCGAAAGAAAAGUAAAUUUAUUACUAACAAACAUUCCACAAACCAAGAUUAA